AACCAAACAACGCGCAUCAAAACGAUAAACAAACGAUCAUUGGCAACAGCACGAUCAGCUGUGCAAAUCAAAAAAUGCAGAUGGAAAGAGGACACCGCAUGGCAGGCAAGCGCUUGAGCCUGCUGCUCGACGACUGCGCCGUGGAUCAACCAGAGCAGCCCGGCAGCGAAGAGGGUGUGGGCGAGCUGCGUGCUCCAAAGCGCUACAAGACACAUGUACACAACUUGGGCUGCGAGGGCAGCGUGCUUUCGCCCAUGACACAACUGUCGCGGCAUAUGCGGCUGCUGGGCAGAGAGGAUGACACUGAGGACGGCACACCCAAGUCGAGCAUGCGGCGCAGUUUCAAUAGCGUCUGCUCCAGCUAUGAUUCCAGCAAUAGCAACUCGCUGGAUGAUGAGUACAUGGCCAUGUUUGAGCUGGAGAAUUUCGAUGCAGCAACAGUGCAGCCGCAGUCGGAGCUACCCAACGAUCUGGCUGCCUUGAUCAGCGGCAAACUGAACACAGAAACCCAACAGCAGCUGGAUACACCGCAGCGACCCAAGAGCAACGCCAGCACUGCUGCCAAGAAGCAACUGCGCAAGGCCAUGUCCAUGAAUGAUGCAGAAAUCCUGCACGCUCUGGACGGCGAGGAGCCCGAUUUGAUUGGCGAUCUUAGCAAACCGUGUGCUCUGCCCGUCAUGCUCAACGGCCUGCGUCAUCGCGAUCUCAAAACCAUCAGCUGUGAUACUUUGGCGCGUCUCAUGCGCGGCGAAUUCGCUGAGCUCCACAACCGCUUGCAGAUCAUCGAUUGCCGUUAUCCCUACGAAUACGAGGCGGGGCACAUACGUGACGCCCUCAAUCUCUACACGCACGCACAGAUCAAAGAAGCCUUCCCGGCGCAGGACGAAGCCACUAAACGCAUCUACGUCUUCCACUGCGAGUUCUCCUCGGAGCGCGGCCCAAAGCUUAUGCGAUUCCUGCGCAGCGCUGAUCGCAGCGCCCAUACGCAUGAUUAUCCCACGCUGGAUUAUCCGGAGCUGUACUUGCUGCACAAUGGCUACAAGGAGUUCUUCGCCAGCUUUGCGGACCUAUGUGAACCACGCAACUAUGUGCCCAUGCUGGCGCCCGCCCACAACGAGGAGUAUCGCUUGUUUCGUUCGAAAACCAAAUCCUGGCAGAGCGGCGACAGCGACGCCGCUGCCGUUGAUUCUCUGCCGCCGCGCUUACGUAAGUCGCGUUCACGUCUUCUCUAUACGGAGUGAGGAGAGCCUGCAACUUCGGUCCAAGUGUUAGUUCAGUUCAAAAUAUUUUCAAAAGUUAAGCAUUAUUUAUUGGCGGGGACUGGCCAUGUUUGGUUGCGUUGCCAAUCCCCACCCACCCCCACCAUCGUUCAUAAAUUUAUUUCUCGAUUUUUGCUUUAUUGUUGACAGUUCUGAAGUUUAGUUCUAAAUGUCCUCUAGUCAGUUAGAAAAAAAUUUAUAUUUUUGUUCAUUUUGGCGUUGCUAUAAUUUUCAGUUACUAAAAUAAUU
Drosophila busckii is the source of this 1508-nucleotide messenger RNA. RefSeq names its product cdc25-like protein phosphatase twine. Gene Ontology annotation, biological process: positive regulation of G2/M transition of mitotic cell cycle; protein dephosphorylation; G2/M transition of mitotic cell cycle. The record is from RefSeq and is a predicted model, not a curated record. Bases 75 to 1241 code for a protein of 388 amino acids. Gene Ontology annotation, cellular component: cytoplasm; nucleus. The transcript has a single exon. Gene Ontology annotation, molecular function: protein tyrosine phosphatase activity. NCBI's taxonomy places the organism in Eukaryota, Metazoa, Arthropoda, Insecta, Diptera, Drosophilidae.